Messenger RNA from Scomber japonicus (chub mackerel), 1119 nucleotides. Its product is annotated as chemerin-like receptor 1. The record is from RefSeq and is a predicted model, not a curated record. NCBI's taxonomy places the organism in Eukaryota, Metazoa, Chordata, Actinopteri, Scombriformes, Scombridae. Gene Ontology annotation, biological process: inflammatory response; complement receptor mediated signaling pathway; positive regulation of macrophage chemotaxis. Gene Ontology annotation, cellular component: plasma membrane. The transcript has 2 exons. Bases 96 to 1103 code for a protein of 335 amino acids. Gene Ontology annotation, molecular function: G protein-coupled receptor activity; complement receptor activity.
GUGAGAACUUGCGUUUAGUAGCAAGUGACUUGGUCAAAAGGAACUUUUUUGUUAUUCCUGCUUAACGCUUUGAGACAUAAGGAAAAGUAUCCAGAAUGAGUGUGGAUUAUAUUGAAUAUGACGAUUACACUCCCAACAAUGAAACUGAGAAUAACAUCACCAUAGAUGGAAUACAUUCCAGCAGUUCUCAGACUUCUUUGACCGUCUUUCUGGUGACAGCCAAUAUCAUUAUAUGUGUUAUGGGCCUUGGAGGAAAUGCAUUAGUGAUCUGGAUCUGCGGAUGGAAAAUGAAAAGAACGGUUGUCAACACCUGGUACAUCAGUCUGGCCAUUUCAGACCUGAUGUUCUGUGCCAUUCUGCCCCUGGAAGUAUACUACACGAUCACCUCACAUUGGCCUUUCGGACUGGUUUUUUGCAAGCUUACGUCCUCUGCCCUGUUUCUGAACAUGUACAGCAGUGUGUUUUUGUUGGUCUUAAUCAGCACUGACCGCUGUAUAAUGGUUUCAUUUCCUGUUUGGUCACAAAACCACCGGACAGUGACAAAAGCAUUUGGAGCUGUCAUCCUCAUGUGGGUCCUUUCUGGCUUCAUGACAUUGCCCUCACUCAUCGUCAGACAAACCAAAGUCCACGGCUCUGUCACUCAGUGCUACACGGGUUACAUGAGCCAUUCAAGACACAAGGCAGUUGUGCUGACUAGAUUUAUCUGUGGGUUCCUGUUUCCUAUCUUGAUUAUUGUAUUCAGCUGCUUGGUGCUUUGUGUGAAGUUGAAAAGUUUGACCAUGAAAUCAACAAAGCCGUACAAAGUCAUAGCAGCGCUCAUAGUGUCAUUUUUCUGCUGCUGGGUCCCCUACCACACCUUUGUUCUGUCUGAGUUAGAUUUGGAGAACAACACAGUGGAAGUACUUAACACUGGGCUGAAAGUAGGGGCAACUCUGGCUGCAGCAAACAGUUUCAUGUCCCCACUUCUGUACGUGUUCAUUGGUAAUGACUUUAAGCACACUCUAAAACGGUCUUUCUCAUCAAGGAUAGAGGAGGCAAUGGCAGAAGAUUUGCGUACAGGUGGUUUCACUCACUCACGAUCAAAGGUGAUGGAAAUUGCCUAAUUAAACUUAAAAUCUU